CUUGACGAAAAUCCGAGCUCCGUAUUUGCCACGGAUGCCAAAGGUCGCACCGCGCUUGCCUGGGCCUCGGCCCGGGCCCAGUUGACUGACAUGAAGCUCCUGAUAGAACGCGGCUCCCAAGUAGACGCCAUGGAUACCAGCGGCCGCUCCAUUCUUCUGAAUGCAGUCGACAGCUCUAACAACGAGGGACUUCGCAUCAUCCUCGAAGCCGGGGCAGAUCCAAACCCAGUAUUGCCCGAGGGCCUGUUCCGCAGCAGCCCCCUUAUUGCGGCUAGCACAGGUGGCAAGCUGGAAAUGAUCAAAUUGCUUAUCGAAUUUGGUGCUGAGAUCGGUGCGACCAAUCCGGAGGGAUGGACGGCACUACAGGCAGCUAUUAAAGCGCAAAACGUCGAAUGUGCAAAUAUUCUGCUCACCCACGGCGCUGACCUAGGCUACAUAUCCAAGAAUGGUCAUUCAGCGCUUACGACGGCGAUAAUCUACAACAGCCAUGCUGUGCUCAAGCUCUUGAUCGAC
This is a messenger RNA of Pseudovirgaria hyperparasitica, 513 nucleotides long. RefSeq names its product ankyrin. NCBI's taxonomy places the organism in Eukaryota, Fungi, Ascomycota, Dothideomycetes, Acrospermales, Acrospermaceae. Gene Ontology annotation, molecular function: protein binding. The annotation marks the transcript as partial. The record is from RefSeq and is a predicted model, not a curated record. The transcript has a single exon.